Messenger RNA from Bacidia gigantensis, 948 nucleotides. RefSeq lists its product as uncharacterized. Lineage: Eukaryota; Fungi; Ascomycota; Lecanoromycetes; Lecanorales; Ramalinaceae. Gene Ontology annotation, biological process: actin cortical patch localization; actin filament organization; endocytosis. The transcript has a single exon. Gene Ontology annotation, cellular component: actin cortical patch. The coding region runs from base 1 to 948 and encodes 315 amino acids. The record is from RefSeq and is a predicted model, not a curated record.
AUGAGCCUCUACUUGAACGUUUACGUGUGUGUGCAACAGACUCCUCUCUCCGACCCUGAGGUCAAACAGAAAUGCCAGAUACUUUUCCGCCAGUGGGCCGUAACUUACAGUUCGACUCCAGGCAUGGAGCGAAUUGUGGCUUUACAAAAGCAGCUGCCCAAACGAAAGAAAGCCAUGACCCAGCAGCAGUCUAAAGUUCUGAGAGAGACUGAACCGAGUCCGAAUGAUGAUCCUUUCAGCAAUGCAGAAGAUGAGGACGAUAAUCGGACGCAGAAUAAAGGCUCACCAACCCGGAAUACAUUUGCUUCUUCCUCCAGCGUAAAUCCGUCCAGUAGCUUUUUCCCGACCUCUACUUCAGCCAAAAAAUCCAAAUCUGACAAGUAUCUGAAAAAGACAAAACGCAAGGGUUUUGAUCUUGAAAAGGAAAAGCCGCAAAUCCUGCAGGCAAUUGCGUCAUCGUCCAUUGCUAGCACAAACUUGAUGAAUGCAUUGAAGCUCAUUGAUAGAGAGCACAAGCGUGUUAGUGAAGACAAAGAAGCGGUCGCAAAAUUCGAGGUCUGCAAACAACUUCGUCGGCAAAUCCUGCGCUACAUUCAACACAUUGAAAGUGAUCAGUGGCUUGGAAGCCUCAUCAAUGCAAACGAUGCUCUUAUUGAAGCACUGAUGGCAUUUGAAAUUCUGGACAAGAGCGUCGAAAAUGACAGUGAUAGUGAAGGCGUCGAAUGGUCUGGUGGCGAAGAAAGUGCGCCUCCUAAGUCGACAGAAACAGAACAGCGGAAUAUUGAUCGGGAUUUUGCGGGCCUAAUUCUUGACAACAAAGCUGGAAAAGCCCCUAUUGGUAAGGUGCAGAGCAGUAAAGGAAGCCGAGAGGAACAGGCCGAUAGCGAAAGUGAUGGGCUUGCAGAAGAUGACGAUGAUCCUUUUGCAGACAACAAAGGCUAUGCUUAG